AGAACAACAACUGUUAUUCACCUCUGGGUGUGGUGGUCUCUUACUUUAGUGGAGGGCUGGAGGCCUUCUGGAACAUGUUUUAACUGGAAGAAAGGACAGUGCAUUGAAACUAUUUAUUGUGUUAGUAAUUUUUUUACAUUUGGUUUGAGUAUGUAAUAUUGUAGUUAGUAGUUCUUUCAUCAACACAUUAUUAGGCUAAUCCAUUGUUGUCACUAAGAAUCACCUGACAUUAACCAUAAUAUCUGAGCUCUAAUUGAUGGAUACAGUAAACUAUAUAAAAUGGGUCUAUUUGCUUUUGUGCUAGUAAGGGAAUAACACAGGAUAGUUUAAUAAUUAGCCAAACCAGAUGUGUUUUUAUUGUAUUUUACAUAUAAUAUGCCACGUGAAGGACAAAUUCACAAUUUCUUUAUCAUUGUAAAAGUGCAGUCUGGACUGUCAGGAGGCAGAUAUCUAUCGAACGAGUGUGAUUCGUGGAUGCAUCAGACCGAUCAUAAAAGAGCGAAGAGAAAAAAAUCUGUAAAUCCUAAAGCUACAAGAAUUUUUUCCCCCCACCCACAGGCAUACUCCAAAGACCCAUUACUCAAGACAACGACGUUCUACCUGUAGAGCGGUCUAAAUCUCCGCGUAAAACGAAUUAACCCAAGAUAUAUCUACAGAAAAAGAAGUGAUUUAUGAACAAAAGCACAAACAAUGGAUUAACAUUUGUUAAGUUGCUCCAGUAAUCCAUAGUAAUCAAACUAAAGAAAGCUCAUUCUAAAAAGGUGGGCUGUCAACAUCCAGCCCCAAUCAUGGAUUGGAAGACCUUCCAAGCCCUCCUGAGUGGGGUGAAUAAGUACUCCACUGCAUUCGGCCGUAUCUGGCUCUCUGUGGUGUUUGUGUUCAGGGUAAUGGUGUACGUGGUGGCGGCAGAACGCGUGUGGGGCGAUGAGCAGAAGGACUUUGACUGCAACACCAAGCAGCCCGGCUGUGCUAACGUCUGCUACGACCACUACUUCCCUAUCUCCCACAUCCGCCUGUGGGCCCUGCAGCUCAUCUUCGUCACCUGCCCCUCCUUGAUGGUGGUGAUGCAUGUGGCGUAUCGCGAUGAACGUGAGCGGAAGUACCACGCCAAGCAUGGCAACAAGGCCAAGCUGUACGAGAACACAGGCAAAAAGCACGGCGGCCUCUGGUGGACCUACCUGCUCAGCCUCUUCGUCAAGACAGGCAUCGAGAUCUCCUUCCUCUACAUCCUCCACAAAAUCUAUGACAGCUUCUACCUGCCCAGGCUGGUCAAGUGUGAGGUCAGCCCCUGCCCCAAUCAGGUGGACUGCUACAUCGGCCACCCCACAGAGAAGAAGGUCUUCACCUACUUCAUGGUUGGCGCCUCGGCCCUCUGCAUCGUGCUCAACGUCUGUGAGAUCAUCUACCUCGUCUCCAAGGGCAUCGCUCGCAAAGCACAAAAUAUGAAGAGAAGAGAGCGCACCUUGGCCUUGCAUGAACGGUACAACAAGGAGAAUUCCUGCAGUGACUGCAGCACUCUACCUAUGUCUCGGCUGGAGAAACAAUCCUUAAAUCCCCAGUUUCCAGGCCACCUACAAGCCACCUUACCGGCUCAUAUGCAUGCUUCUGCCCCUAACCUGUCCUAGAGUGGAUGUCCACUCUAUCCCAAGACUGAACCAAACAUGAAGGCCUAUGGAGCCAGGCCUCACCUUAUUGGUCAAGCCUGUAUGAGAGACAGACUUUUCUCAAAGUCUCUACUGCCCUAGCUUUUACUGCCCUAUACUGCCAUUGAGCAAGGCUUUGUAUUGAUGUACAUGACCCUGGGGCUAGACAAGCCUGUCGUGAGCCACAUUCCAUUUUAUACAACUAAACUCUUACUGCCAGACUGAAUAACCAACCAUUCCAACCCAUUUCCCUUUACUAUCAACGUUUCCCUUUCAAUGCAACAUAGCGAAACAAAAUGAACUAUGCAAGAGUUAGCAUGCAAAACUACUGUUUCUAUGCAAUACAUUUUUUGUAGGAAAAACGCAUCGGAGUAGGAUUCUAUUGCAUUGACACGCAUGACUCAGACCAUACUCUACACAGACCGGUGUGGCAUAACCAAUCAGAGCUGCAGUAGGCCUAUUCAAGAAAUUAGGCCUGCGGGGGUGUGGUUUAUGGCCAAUAUACAUCGUGCAUAAGAAGGGCUGUUCUUACGCACGACGCAAUGCUGAGUGCCUGGACACAGUCCUUUGCCGUGAUAUAUUUGCCAUAUACCACAAACCUCCGAAGUGCCUUAUUGCUAUUAUAAACUGGUUACCAAUGUAAUUAGAACAGUCUGAUAUACCACAGCUUUCAGCCAGUCAGCAUUCAGAGCUCGAACCACCCAGUUUAUAAAUGCAAAUUGAUCAUUGCCAUGUAUGGAUCUGUGCCAUUCGCUUUGAACUUGACUGUGUUUACAGCAUGAGCGGUCGUGAGUAGAUGCGCUUUUUUAUUUAUCAAAGCGAGAGCUGCUUGUAGACACGUACACAUUUUGUUCAUAUCCUUUGCUAGUUAGUAAGUUAUUAGCCCAGUUAUAAAUCAUUUGUAGUCAGCAAUGGGGGAGUGAUUGCUUCAUACAAGAGCACAAAACGUGUAUAUUUCUUUGAAAAUACGAAUGGAGUAUGAGCUUUUUUUUUGUCUUAAAGGGGCAGUGUUGUAUUUUGAGACAGGUUUGACUAAGCUAAGUAGACAAUAGGCAGCAGACGGUAACAUCAUUUUUCUGAUUCUCUGAAAUAAUGUUAUGGGAAUAAUACUGCAUGUUAUUUGGUAAAGUGGUUUCUUACAUCAAACAAUACAAGAACCUUUUCAGUCACCUCAUUGUCUGAAGGACAAGGUAAUGUCAAGCCCUGCAUGUUUUCUUUUAAGUCUCAUGGAAUGUAGGGCUACAUUGAACAUCACACAUUGGCUGCUACUGUAGGGUGAAUGAUAGAACAGCUAUUUCAAUGUUAUGAGACGCACUUUCUCCAUAGUGUUUGAUGGUAGGCCACUCUGGUAGGCCUACAUUAUGAUCAGAUAGCCACAGUAGCCUUCUUGACCACCGUCUGAACCUGUAACUUAAAGUGGGUACAGCCUCAGCGUUAACAUUAAACGCGCGCUGGAAGUUGCACAGAAUUUUCACAACGGUCAAGUUUGCUCUCAGCAGACAUGAAAUUUGCUCUGUGCCAAAAAAUAUUUGAGGGAACAGGUGGGAGGGCGAAGAGUGAAAUGCUCAUAGGGAACUGUUUUGUCAGAGUGACAAGCAUGUAUUCAAGACACACCUGGCGGAGAUAUUCACCCACAUCACCGAUACUUUGGAGGUGUGCUAAGGCGCUCUAGAAACAGAGACUACUAGAAAGAAAAUGCAUUUCAGAGAUUUGCUUAUUAAUUACUGAAAUGUGUUGUUUCUUGCCUCAAAGACAUUUGUAUACUCUCUAUUUUAUGACUUCAAUAUGAGACAACAGAAUGAUAACAAAUAUCUUUGCUUUGACAGUGUUGGUGCAAGAUUAGUCUAAACUGGACAAUGGCUUACCACUACUUGGCGAUGGUGCACCAACAUAAUUAAUCAUUUAUUUUGUUUUAUUUAAAGCAUGCAUUCUAAUAGAAGCUCCUCUAUCAUUUAAUCACUUUUUAAAUUGUUUUACUCUAUUACAAGACUACAUCUGCAUGGUUCCUCUCAUAUUUAUGUUGUAAUGCCACAACAGAUUGUCUGUGUUUGUACAUGUUUGUACACAAAUGUUCCUCAUCCAAGGCCUAUGUUGAUUCAAAUGAGAGACAAGGAAUGCUGCUGUUUAAUUUAUCAAGUCCACGUAUGCAAGUAAAUGCUGGCAUCUUGUAAAGCUGGAGCACAAACUCCGACUACAGAGAGAAGUGGAUAAAACAGUGUUUCUCAGUGAACAAUGCUGGACACCUGAUAGCCUCACAUUGUCAGGAACAGAACCUUCACAAUCAGCUUCAAACUUCUGUUUUGUACAUUAUUUUUUAUAAAUAAAAUGUGAACAUUUAUUUUA
Messenger RNA from Oncorhynchus masou masou (cherry salmon), 3986 nucleotides. Its product is annotated as gap junction beta-3 protein-like. The transcript is spliced from 2 exons. Gene Ontology annotation, molecular function: gap junction channel activity. Gene Ontology annotation, biological process: cell-cell signaling. Lineage: Eukaryota; Metazoa; Chordata; Actinopteri; Salmoniformes; Salmonidae. Gene Ontology annotation, cellular component: connexin complex. Bases 789 to 1625 code for a protein of 278 amino acids. The record is from RefSeq and is a predicted model, not a curated record.